AUGAAAACCAUACUAUGUAGGCCUCCUGUCUUUCUUUUCCUACAAAGGAAAGCUCACACUUUGGCUGGUGCCCUUCUUACUGAAACCCAGAAGGCUCAUGCCCAUGGCCUUCAACUCGGUACCUCGGAUGCAUUCUUCCAUGCACGCCAGUUGUUCGACGAAACGCCUGACUUGAGCGUGGUAUCGGCCACGUCAAUAAUAGGCAGCUUUGCUCGGCAGCACCAUCAUGAAGAAGCUAUUUAUCUCUUUUCAAGAAUGCUUCUUUCGAAUAUCAGACCCAACGAAUUUACAUUUGGCACUGUCAUUCACUCGUCAACUGCACUUGGAGACCUAAACAUAGGCAAGCAACUUCAUGCAUUUGCAACAAAGAUAGGUUUGCAUUCGAAUGUCUUUGUGGGAAGUGCAAUGUUAGAUCUUUAUGCCAAGUUGGGCAUUACCCAGGAUGCUAAAAGAGCUUUUGAAGAUACCCAGAAGCCCAAUGUAGUUUCUUACACCACAUUGAUAUAUGCAUACCUGAAAAAGGAGAAGCUUGAAGAAGCUUUGAAGCUUUUCCAAGUGAUGCCAGAGAGGAAUGUUGUUUCAUGGAAUGCAAUGAUUGGAGGGUAUAGCCAAUCAGGCCACAAUGAAGAGGCUGUCAAUCUAUUCAUUGAGAUGCUUAGAAAUGGGUUGGUACCUAACCAUUCUACUUUUCCUUGUGCUAUCAUUGCAACUGCCAAUAUAGCAGCACUAGGAAUGGGCAGAAGUUUUCAUGCCUGUGCUGUCAAAUUCUUGGGUAAGCUUAAUGUGUUUAUUGGCAAUUCACUAAUAAGCUUUUAUGCAAAAUGUGGUAGCAUGGAAGAUAGUCUCUUGGUUUUCAACAAAAUUGAAGAAAGAAACAUUGUUUCUUGGAAUGCUGUGAUAUGCGGCUAUGCUCAAAAUGGUAAAGGAGAAGAAGCAAUAAGCUUUUUUGAAAGGAUGAGGUUGUCAAGUUGCAAACCCAAUAGUGUUACACUUCUUGGCUUAUUGUGGGCUUGCAACCAUGCUGGUCUUGUUGACCAGGGUUAUUCUUAUUUCAAUCAGGCAAGAAUUGAAGACCCCAGCAUUCUGAAGCCUGAGCACUAUGCUUGUAUGGUUGAUUUACUCUCCCGGUCCGGGUGUUUCAGAGAAGCUGAGGAGUUUAUCAGCAAUUUGCCUUUUGAACCAGGUAUUGGGUUUUGGAAGGCAUUGCUUGGUGGCUGCCAAAUCCACUCAAAUAUGGAAUUAGGGGAGUUUGCAGCUAGGAAAAUAUUGGCUUUGGAUCCUGAAGAUGUGUCAUCAUAUGUAAUGUUGUCCAAUGCACAUUCUGCAGCUGGCAGAUGGCAGAGUGUGGCAACAAUAAGGAGAGAAAUGAAAGAAAAAGGGUUGAAGAGGGUUCCAGGCUGCAGUUGGAUAGAAAUCAGGAACAGAGUUCAUGUAUUUGUUUCUGGGGAUAAAAACCAUCACCAAGUGAGUGAAAUGUUAUCUUUAUUGAAAAUUCUGUAUAGAGAUUUUAAGGGAGAAUAAAUCCAGACAAGGAGAAAAUGCCAUUGAUGAUCUCUAUAUGUAGCUGGAGCCAACCUUGAGAUGAGGGAGACCAACUUUCAAGGCCCCAAUGAAGCUAAAUGGGGUGAGGCCAAAAGUGCUCUUCUGGCUGUUUAGAGGAAAGUAGAAUGAACUUGGUAAAAAUAAUCUGGGAAAGGAGAUGCUCAAUCAAUUACAAGGCCUCUAAGUUCUUGCAAUGAAACAGCAGAUUGGUUCAAGUUUUGAUUUUUGGUCGGUUUGUUGU
This is a messenger RNA of Prunus mume (Japanese apricot), 1783 nucleotides long. RefSeq names its product Pentatricopeptide repeat (PPR) superfamily protein. NCBI's taxonomy places the organism in Eukaryota, Viridiplantae, Streptophyta, Magnoliopsida, Rosales, Rosaceae. The record is from RefSeq and is a predicted model, not a curated record. Gene Ontology annotation, biological process: RNA modification. Gene Ontology annotation, molecular function: protein binding; RNA binding.